Pipistrellus nathusii (Nathusius's pipistrelle) is the source of this 738-nucleotide messenger RNA. NCBI's taxonomy places the organism in Eukaryota, Metazoa, Chordata, Mammalia, Chiroptera, Vespertilionidae. The record is from the annotation of a GenBank genome assembly.
AUGCUUCAAAUUGGGGGCCUCAUUGUCUUCUGUGGGCUGCUGACCCAGACUACAGCCCUGUUGGAAGCCCUGCCCUUGGGUCAGGACCUGCCCUCAGAUCCCACGGAUCUUGCUGGAAGCCUGAUAAAUGCUAUCAACAAUGGCCUCCUCUCUGGGGAUCUGUUGGAAACUCUCAGAAACCUUCCAAUUUUUGACAUCCUGAAUGCUGAAGAAGACAAUUAUCAUAACCUGGUUGGUAACCUGCUUGAGAGACUGACUUCCAUGAUCCCUCUCCUGAACAACAUCCUUGAUGUGAAGGUCAUUAAUCCCCAGCUGCUGGAACUUGGCCUUGUGCAGAGCCCUGAUGGCCAUCGUCUCUACGUUACUAUCCCUCUGGGAUUGGUCCUCAAUGUGAAAACGUCCCUUGUCGGAAGUCUGUUGAAGCUGGCUGUGAAGCUAAACAUCACUGCAGAAGUAUUAGCUGUGAGAAAUGAACAGGGGAGGAUUCACUUGGUUCUUGGAGACUGCACUCACUCCCCGGGCAGCCUGGAACUCUCCCUGCUUGAUGGAGUUGGCUCCCUCCCCAUUCAAAACCUUCUGGACAACCUCACUGGGGUCUUGACUAAGGUCCUUCCUGAUCUGGUGCAGCACCAGGUGUGCCCUCUGCUCAAUUCAGUUCUCAGCAACUUGGACCUGACCCUGGUGCAUGACACUGCCGAUAAACUGAUCCAUGGGCUGACAUUUGUCUUCAAGGUCUAA